CACCAUACAUCACAUUGAAGAAGAAGCGUUGGACGCUAGCUAAUUAUCUAAGCUCAACUGGCUGACAAGCUGGCUAGCUAACGUUAUUUUUCCUCGCAGAAACAAAAACGGAACUAGCUACAUAUCAAGUGAAUUGAAAUUAGAAACAAAACCGGGACAAUGAAGACGCGGAUAGACACCGAAUUUGUACUUGUGUUCACGUUAGUUGCCUUUAGUACUUGUUCAGGAUUCUACCUUCCGGGUUUAGCCCCAGUGAGUUUUUGUGAAGAUGGUAAAGGAGGCGAUGAUUGUCAGACUCUCAUCCAGCUGUUUGUGAAUCGCUUGGACUCAGUGGAAUCAGUUCUGCCCUAUGAAUAUGACGUCUUUGACUUCUGCAAAGAUGACAACGAGAGGAGACCGUCUGAGAACCUGGGCCAGGUGCUAUUUGGUGAGAGAAUUGAAACGUCACCAUACAAGUUCCUUUUCAAAAAAGAUGAGAAAUGCAAGAAAUUGUGCACCAAAACCUAUGAGAAGAGUAAAACCGAGGAUAAGAACAUGCUGGACUUCCUCAAGAGAGGAAUGCAGUUGAACUACCAGCACCAUUGGAUUGUUGACAACAUGCCAGUCACUUGGUGCUAUGAUGUGGAAGACAGUCAGAAAUACUGCAAUCCUGGAUUCCCCAUUGGCUGCCUCGUCACCGCCGAAGGGCGCGCUAAAGAUGCCUGUGUCAUCAAUUCCGAUUUCAACAAGAAGAACACAUUUUACAUCUUCAACCAUGUGGACAUCAAAUUGACCUACCACAAUGGGGAGGGGGAGGGGUGGAGAGGAGCUCGCCUGGUGGCUGCUACACUGGAGCCCAAGAGUAUCAACAAUGCUGAUGCUGACAAACCGACAUGUGAAGGCCCUCCCAUGGAGGUUCCUGGAGAGUUUAACAGUGAUGUGAAAAUCACCUACACCUACUCUGUCAGCUUCGAGGAAAACAAUGACAUCAAGUGGGCCUCUAGAUGGGACUACAUUUUGGUCUCCAUGCCUCACACCAACAUCCAGUGGUUCAGCAUCAUGAACUCCCUGGUCAUCGUGCUCUUCCUGUCUGGCAUGGUGGCUAUGAUAAUGCUGAGGACCCUGCACAAGGACAUCGCCAGGUACAACCAGGUGGACCAGGAGGAUGCCCAGGAGGAGUCUGGGUGGAAGCAGGUGCACGGGGAUGUGUUUAGGCCUCCCAGGAAGGGCAUGCUGCUUUCUGUGUUCCUCGGCCAGGGAACCCAAAUCUUCAUCAUGACCUUCAUCACCCUCUUCCUGGCCUGCCUGGGGUUCCUGUCUCCAGCUAACCGAGGUGCUCUGAUGACCUGUUCUGUGGUGCUGUGGGUUCUGCUGGGCACCCCUGCAGGAUACGUGUCAGCACGCCUCUACAAGACUUUCGGUGGUGAGAAAUGGAAGACCAAUGUCCUGUUGACAGCACUGUUGUGUCCAGGGAUUGUGUUUGCAGACUUCUUCCUGAUGAACUUGAUCCUGUGGGUGGAAGGCUCGUCGGCUGCCAUCGCCUUCGGCACGCUGGUGGCCAUCUUAGCUCUGUGGUUUGGUAUCUCCGUGCCCCUCACCUUCAUCGGUGCUUACUUCGGCUUCAAGAAACCUGCCAUUGAGCAGCCGGUGAGAACCAACCAGAUCCCCAGACAAAUCCCAGAACAGUCGUUCUUCACCAAGCCUGUCCCCGGCAUCGUCAUGGGGGGCAUCCUGCCCUUCGGCUGCAUCUUCAUCCAGCUCUUCUUCAUCCUCAAUAGCAUCUGGUCUCACCAGAUGUACUACAUGUUUGGUUUCCUCUUCCUGGUCUUCAUCAUCCUCCUCAUCACCUGCUCUGAGGCUACCGUCCUGCUAUGCUACUUCCACUUGUGUGCAGAGGACUAUCACUGGUGGUGGCGCUCCUUCCUGACCAGCGGCUUCACGGCCGUCUACCUGUUCGUCUACGCCGUCCACUACUUCUUCUCCAAGCUGCAGAUCGUAGGAGCCGCCAGCACCAUCCUCUACUUCGGCUACACCUCCAUCAUGGUGCUCAUCUUCUUCCUCUUCACAGGCACCAUUGGAUUCUUUGCCUGCUUCUGGUUUGUAAAUAAAAUCUACAGUGUGGUGAAGGUGGACUAAUGGAAUGAGAUCCGGACUCCCUGCUCUCCCAGUGCAGCGCUUUCACAGUGACCGCUUUGAGGAAAGGAAGCCCUUUGAAUGACUUGAAAACAUCACGUGUCUCAGAAGAUCUAGAAAGGUGAAGCCCUCAAAGUUGAUAUGUUGAGGUCGUAAUUAUUUUUGGCUUUUACCGUCUAAGAUUAAUUGACAUUUUGAUUUGAUUUGCACCUUGAUCUACGAGGUGAGUUCCAAAGAUCUAAGUUAGCGUGUGACUGGUUAGGGGAGGGUGUUGAAGGAUGCUCCAAAAUGAUCCCCCCCCCAUUUCUAACGUUAAAAAAAAUAAGUACUUUAUUUUGCUUUUCUAUUCUCAGAAACCUAAACUUAUAUUUUUAUUUUUCACCAACUCUGCUGUAUUCAGAAGAUAUGUGUUGAUACGUAAAGAAUGUCACCUAUAUGGAUCUGUCCUUUACAACAUUUAUUUUUUGUUUAUGUUUUGGUUGUUUUUAUAUUUGUUUGGUGAGGUGGAGACGGGCUGUAGAAUCCUAACCAUUUAAUGACCUGUACUAUCAGUUUACAGUAAUAGAUACUGUAUAAAUAUCUACAACUGA
This is a messenger RNA of Salvelinus fontinalis (brook trout), 2702 nucleotides long. Its product is annotated as transmembrane 9 superfamily member 2-like. The coding region runs from base 160 to 2115 and encodes 651 amino acids. The record is from RefSeq and is a predicted model, not a curated record. Gene Ontology annotation, cellular component: membrane. Lineage: Eukaryota; Metazoa; Chordata; Actinopteri; Salmoniformes; Salmonidae. Gene Ontology annotation, biological process: protein localization to membrane. The transcript has 17 exons.